This is a messenger RNA of Gallus gallus (chicken), 2847 nucleotides long. Its product is annotated as striatin-4-like. Gene Ontology annotation, molecular function: protein-containing complex binding; protein phosphatase 2A binding; calmodulin binding. The record is from RefSeq and is a predicted model, not a curated record. Gene Ontology annotation, cellular component: dendrite. Lineage: Eukaryota; Metazoa; Chordata; Aves; Galliformes; Phasianidae. The transcript has 17 exons. The annotation marks the transcript as partial.
UGGCGGCGGAGCGGACGGCGGCGGCGGCGGCGGCGGGGAGGGCCCAAGCGCCCCCCCCGGGACCGGGACCCGGCUCAGGACCCCCCCCCGGGACCCGGGACGGCGGGGAGGGGCGGGCUGAGCCUCCCCGGCAUCCUACACUUCAUCCAGAGCGAGUGGGCGCGAUUCGAGGCCGAGAAGGGGCGGUGGGAGGCGGAGAGGGCCGAGCUGCAGGCACAGCUGGCGUUCCUGCAGGGCGAACGGAAGGGUCAGGAGAACCUGAAGACGGAUCUGGUGCGGCGCAUUAAGAUGUUGGAGUUCGCCCUGAAGCAGGAGAGGUCGAAGUACCAUAAGCUGAAGUUCGGCACUGAACCGCCCCCCGUGGAGAGGAAGGUGGAGGUGGUGGAGAUGGCUCCCAACGGCCCCGCAGAGGUGGCGGCGUUGGAGGGCGGCGCUGCGGCAUGGAAGGACGGCCGGGGGCUGCUGAGGCAGUACCUGGAGGAGGUGGGCUGCAGUGACACUGUGCUGGACAUGCGGUCCCGACGCGUGCGGGCGCUGCUGGCGCGGGGUCCCCCCAACCCCCCCGCACCCCAAAACCCCCCCGGCCCGGGGGAGUCACUGCUGGUGCGGCGCAUCGAGGAGCAGAUCCAGAGGAAUGCAGGGAAGGAGGCGAAGGAGCCGCCCCCAUUCCUGCGGCCGUGCGAGGAUGAGGACAGCGAUGAGGAUGAAGAUGAGACCCCCCCCGGGGACGGGGAGACCCCCCGGCAGCACAGAAAGCAGCGCGGAAAGCUGCCCCCCCCACCGCUGCUGCCGGAGGUGGACGACGAUGAUGAUGAUGAUGACGACGACUCAGAGGACGCCCUCAAUGAGUUCCAAUUCCUGGGCUCAGCGGACAGCGGGCAGCGCGGAGGGGAGGGCGGCGAGAUGGAGUGCCGCCGUGUGAGGCUGCAGGGGAUGUUGGCCGACCUGCGGGACGUGGAUGGCUGCCCCCCACGGCGCCCCCACUGCCCCCCCCUUAUUGCCCCCCCCCGAUGCCCCCAUUGCCCCGCAGGCUCCGCGGCCGUCCCCUCCGAGGUCUUCAUCAUGGACAGCAUCGGGGCCGUCAGCCUGGGGGACCUGGCGGACCUCACAGUCAGCAACGACAACGAGCUGGGCUGCGACCUCUCGGAGGGCGGCGGCGCCCUAAAGAAGACCUGGAACCCCAAAUUCACCCUACGCAGCCAUUACGACGCCGUGAGGGGCAUCGCCUUCCACCCCACCGAGCCCGCCCUGCUCACCGCCUCCGAGGACGGCACCGUGAAGCUGUGGAACCUCCAGAAGGCCGUCACGGCCAAGAAGAGUGCGGCGAUGGACGUGGAGCCGGUGUACGCCUUCCGAGGGCACAGGGGUCCGGUGCUGGCGGUGGCUGUGGGUCGGGACGCCUCGCUGUGCUGCAGCGCCGGCGCCGACGGCUGCGUGCGCCGAUGGAGACUGCCCGACCUCAACGUGGACCCCUACGACGGCUACGACCCGGCUGUGCUCUGCGGGGUCCUGGAGGGCCACACGGACGCGGUUUGGGCUCUGACCUUUGACCCCUCCGGGGAGCGCCUGCUGUCCUGCUCUGCCGACGGCUGCGUGCGCCUCUGGGACCCGCAGGGCGCCAAUGGAGGCUGCCUGCUGACAUACAGCGCGCCCAGCGAUCUGGGGGUCCCCACCUCAGUGUCGUGCUGUCCGUCCGCCCCCUCCCACGCGGUCUUUGGGUUCGGCUCCGGCUCCGCUCUGCUGUACGACAUGGAGGCGGCGCGGCCGCUGCUGGCCAUGGAGCAGCGCUGCGGGGGCUCCGCUCCCAUCAAUCAAGUAGUUGCCCACCCCUCCCAGCCGCUCUCCAUCACCGCUAACGAAGACCGCGGGAUUCGCUUCCUGGAUCACCGCACGGGUCACGUGGUGCACUCCAUGGUGGCACAUCUGGACGCCGUCACCUGUUUGGCCAUUGACCCCAAUGGAGUCUUCCUCAUGUCCGGCAGCCACGACUGCUCCCUCCGGCUGUGGCACCUUGGCAGCCGUUGCUGCGUGCAGGAGCUCCCCGCGCACCGCCGGAAGCACGACGAGGCGGUCCACGCCGUCUCCUUCCACCCCCACCGCCCCCUCAUCGCCAGCGCCGGCGCCGACUCCCUGGCCAAGGUGUUCGUCUGACCCCCCCCUCCCUGCAGCCCCCCCCCCCCCACCCCAAACCCCGGGGGUGGCACCUCUUAAACCCCGGCCCCCCCCCCCCCCCCCCCCCAUACCCACCCACUCGCUUCUUUUCCCAACCCCCACGUUGCCUCAGGGGGAGGGGGCUUUGGGGCACUGGGACCCCCAAAGAGGCAGCUCUGACCCUAUUAGGGGCAAUGGGACCCCCAAAGGGGCAGCUCUGACCCUAUUAGGGGCACUGGGACCCCCCCCCCCCUCAGGGGUGGCUCUGACCCUAUGGGACCCCCCCCCAGGGGCAGCUCUGACCCUAUUAGGGGCACUGGGACCCCCAAAGGGGCAGUUCUGUCCCUAUAUGGGGCACUGGGACCCCCAGAGGGGCAGUUCUGACCAUAUUAGGGGCACUGGGACCCCCAAAGAGGCAGUUCUGUCCCUAUAUGGGGCACUGGGACCCCCAAAGGGGCAGUUCUGUCCCUAUAUGGGGCACUGGGACCCCCAAAGGGGCAGCUCUGACCCUAUUAGGGACACUGGGACCCCCAAAGGGGCAGUUCUGACCCUAUUAGGGACACUGGGACCCCCAAAGGGGCAGCUCUGACCCUAUUAGGGGCACUGGGACCCCCAAAGGGGCAGUUCUGUCCCUAUAUGGGACACAGGGACCCCCCCCCAGGGGCAGCUCUGUCCCUAUUAGGGGCAAUGGGACCC